This is a messenger RNA of Australozyma saopauloensis, 1950 nucleotides long. RefSeq names its product Psp1p (gene PSP1). Gene Ontology annotation, cellular component: cytoplasm. NCBI's taxonomy places the organism in Eukaryota, Fungi, Ascomycota, Pichiomycetes, Serinales, Metschnikowiaceae. The record is from RefSeq and is a predicted model, not a curated record. The coding region runs from base 1 to 1950 and encodes 649 amino acids. The transcript has a single exon.
AUGGACUUGAACUAUCCCGAUUUCUUGGGGCAACCGUCCAAGAGUCGCUCCCACUCUGUCGGCGGACCAACGGAUCCGAACUCGGCCGCUCCAGGCGAUCCGUUGGCCCGGCCGUCGGCAAUGUCUCCCGAUACGCAACCUUUAUCGCCCAAUCUUCCAACAUCCGACUUUGACCUUCUUUUGAGCUCCAAGUUGGCGUCUUUGGACGCGGCACGCACCUUCCAUAGCCCGUUCUCUCCGUCGGCCUCCAAUCUGGGCCAUUUUGCGCCCACAACUGCCGGAUUUGGCACCACAACCUUUGAUCCGUUCAAUCUCCCUACAGAGCUCCAGGGAGGCGUGGGAAACAUUUCGUCGAGAAGACCGAGUUAUGCGGCCGAAUCUUUUACCCGGUCUCUGUCCAAUUUUCGUAGUCCCUUUGGUGCCCCCACUUCCAAGAACUCGUUGGCAUCAUUUGCUGCUGCCAACAACUAUACCUUGAACAGCGCCCAACGCAAUGCGUUCACGCAGAUGACAAACUCUUUCGAGAACUUCUCCUUGAAUCUGAAUUUCAGCGACUUCCAGGCACGUAGACCGUCACAGAUAGCCGCUCCAAAUACCUCCUACUAUCCGGAGAGACACGGUCAGGAUAUGUAUGCGGGACAUUACACACCUGGAGCGUUACACGCACCUCAGGUUUUUCCUCCUGUAUCGCAGAGCCAUAGUCAGUACAACGUGAAUGUACCUCUAAAUGCCCCAAUUCCAGAACAAAACUUUGGUGUGCCCGGCCACAACCCGGGCUUCCAGCCCUCAACCAAGCUCGAUGAUGGACUCAUGCUCCGCGAUCAGCAGUUAGUGGCGCUGCCCGAGUUGCGCUCGCUCUAUGCUGCGGUGCACAACUACUUCAUAAGCCAGCCUUUAUGUGGAGCUGUGCUCUCGCAACUCAGCAAGUUGCUCACCAGCCCGGUCGUUCAGCGACUUGUCGCAUUCAUUAAGAAUCUUAAUAAUCUUUCAUUCAACCACAAGAUGCUUUGUCUUGUGGCAAACAAAAAUGGUAAGCUCGACCUUCUCUCGUACCCUGCCAACACCAAUCUCUGUCUCCAAAAAGAUGAUCUAGUGAUCGUGGAUGGCGAUAGAGGCAAGGACAUGGUGAUGAUUCUUGACCCGGCUGUGCCUCUCAACACCGCGAUUCUCUUCAACUUCCUCAAGAAAUUGGAACACUUGAAGUCGCUCACCAUCACAGACUCGGCGGGUGGUAGCACAGUCAAAGGGCUUCGCAGAAACUCUGUGGGCAUGGAUUUUGACAAAAACUCCUCCGACGACAAUGAGUUCGUGAUCUCUCUUCCAACAAAGCAGGUGCUCCGCUUUGCCACACCCAAAGAGGUGUACCGUUUGAACUCCAAGUUUUUGGAGGAGAAGAAAGCAUUCUACACAUGUUUCUCCAAGAUCCAAGAUCUUGGAUUGAGCUCUGACUUGGAAUUGAUCAACGUUGAAUACCAGAGCGACUUCAAGAAGUUGAUCUUCUACUACUACGCGAACUUCAAACGUAUUGACUUCCGUGUGUUAAUCAAGGAGCUCUUCAAGGUGUACAAAACCCGGAUCUGGUUGUGCGCCGUGUUGCCCAGCAACGGGCGCCUUCUCUAUGCGGGAGACGUCGUGAAGAGCGAGCAAAACUGGCGGCCUGCCAGCCAAUCCGACAAGACACUGGCACAGAGCGGCAGCCAAAACCAGAAAAAAUAUGCCAAUGGCAACAUCGGCACCAAGGACGGGGUGACUCUGCAGGACGGGAUCCCGCCCGAAUACAAAAUAUCCAACGACCAGCUAGUGAACUUCAAUGUGCAAGGUUUCAAGGCAUUGCCGGAACCAACAUACUUCCAUCUGCAGAACAUGCUCAACUUGAUGGCUAACUUGGGACAGGACAUUGAGGGCAACUUUUAUGGAUUCAAUCCGGGCUCAAAACCUGAUCGUUUAUAG